UUCAUUUGGCUCCCUUGUGCCUAUGUACCACGAUAGGACCCGGCCUCAUACUAUUUCCCACAGUCCCAGUCUCCUUCCCAGCCACUCCCAGUAUCCCCCUCGCUCUUCAACCGAUCGGUCUCAUUGUCAUCCACGGACUUCCAAUCUCCCUCGUUUCCCAUGCCCGCUUCCAGUCCCAGUCUCUCCCCAGCGCAACUCUCUGGCUUCCCCUCCAGUCUCAUUCUUCCUUCUACAUGCUCUUUAUCUGAACCUGCUCUCCCUCUCUCUUACCCCAGGUCCAGCUCUCGUCUCCUCCGCAUUCAAAUCCAGCAGCUUUCUUGGCUCAUUUUGGGGAGAAUCAUCGAGCGCACAGGAGAAACAGGUUCCACGGUCUCAGUUCUGGUGUCUGGACCCAGCCUGGAGCAGCCCAGAGCUACAAUUGUACGGAAAGUCUUGCUCAGCACCAGGACGGAGCAUUCUCAGUGCAAAUGGAAACUUCAGCAACUAUAACUCUGAAGCUCUACAGCCACUGGGAAGCGACUCGGGACCGCCGAAGGCGGCAUCUGGACAGUCGGUCUGGCAAGACGUCAGUACCCCGGAAGGGCCGAGUCACGAAGUCCCGGAGAGUGAGAGGGGCUGCAGCGUGAGUGAGCGACGGAAGGGGGCACUAAAGGGCAGGAGAGCUGAUCCCACAACUUGGCCACGAGGAGGCCCAACAGUGAUUGCCACGUCGGGUCCCAGCCGAUAGGAAGCGAUGAAUUCGUCCAGAUCGGCACAGUCGAAGUUACACACCUGCCGAGACCCGAGAUGUAUUUUUUUUCCCCCCUGGAAUUUAAUUAUAAUGUUUCCUGCUCGUAGUAUAAUUGGAUGGCACUUCUCGGCGGCUUUAAACUCGUGCAGGUCAAAACCUAACAGAGCGGCCGGAUGUCGGUUAAUAGAUUCCAAAGCCGCAGCUUUGUCCGGUUCCCUGACGAGGGCUCACUUUGGGACCGGCGGCGGUAAAAAAGACACACAACCCCCAGUAGAUAUUUUCAAAGCCGGCUAGAGAUUUAUCUGGACAGUUGGGUGGAUAUUCAAAGUUAGACUGGUAAAUAAUAAAACCAAGCCUUAGAUGGGAUAUAAAAAGCCCUACUUCUGCGUUGAACCAGCCCCUAACUCUUAAGGUUCGGGUGGGGGGGGCGGUUAUCCCACAUCUUACUAGAUGGAUCACGGGGCCAAUCCCGGCAUUUCUUAUGUCGAACGUAGGAACACGAGAGCAACAUCCAGAUGGAUAAAUUAAGUAAGUCCUGCAAUAAGCUGAAUUGUUUAGGUGAGCACUUUGUUCCCUGGUUCCACGAUGGAAGAAAAGUUCUUUCUAUAAAUAGUUAAAUAUGCCU
Gopherus flavomarginatus (Mexican gopher tortoise) is the source of this 1355-nucleotide messenger RNA. RefSeq lists its product as uncharacterized. The record is from RefSeq and is a predicted model, not a curated record. The coding region runs from base 23 to 727 and encodes 234 amino acids. The transcript is spliced from 3 exons. Lineage: Eukaryota; Metazoa; Chordata; Testudines; Testudinidae.